UACAUUCAGUUCAGAUUCAAUGUUGUGAUUUUUAUUGGGAUUAAGUAUACGAUCUAACAAAGGAUUUAGUUUAAUUAAAGACCCACGUCCACUUAUUUUUAAAUAUUUGCUCUAUGGCCGAAUCAGGAAUAGAAACUGCAGCGGCUCCAGAAUGGUUGGUGAAGCUAGAAAGUCGCCGGGAGCAAAUAAAAGCUAAACUUGGUCAUGAAAGUGGCAAUGGUGCACCUUGUGUUGUUUGCGAAGACAAAUGCCCCGGAUUAGAUUUACAUUUCUGGCGUAAGGUAUGCCGUAAUUGUAAAUGCCGGAAGGAGCAACAUGAUUGCAAAGACGACGAUGUGACUGGUUGGGCUCAAUUUGAAAUUCUUGGCGCAAUUCGUUCCAAACCAGCCUAUAUUAAGAUUUCAGAACUGACCGAUAAGCCUGUUCAACUUGAUUGGAUUCCACCAAAUGUAACUCCUGAGUUAGCGUCCGAUUAUAUGUCCAAAUUAGGAGAAAAUAACAUUCCCAUAGCCGGUAGCGUAGCGGCAGAAAAACGUAAACAACAGUUGGAAUAUCAGGUUCCUCCACACGAUCUGGAUGCAAGCCUGUGUCAUAAUCUUUCGGAAAAUGAAGCAUCGCAGUUGGUAGAGUAUGUGGAGAAAAUUAAGAAAAAUUGUGUUGGUCAAGGAAAUGUCUUCCGAGUUGGAGACAAUAUAAAUUAUUUGCCUAAAUCAAAGGUUAAUACCGCUCCAGUUGCAGAUGAUGUGUCGAAGGACACUCUUGUUAAACGUCUUCUAAACUCGAAACCAAUUCAAGAUGCAAUUUCCGGCAGAGCAGUUAGAACUGAUCGACCAUUGUGCCUUCUAAACGAACCAAUGAAAGCAGAUUUCAUUGGAAGUCCAUUGCUAUCAGACAAAACAAAAUACAAGUUAAAAUUAAUGAAAGUCAAUUCGGAAGCAAUUCAAAGUGUAGUACAAAAUGGACCUGAGCUUGAUUUAAUGUUAAACUCGUUAAAUGCUAGAGGAAUACAAUAUCACGAACAUUGUAAUUUGCUUGGUCCCUUGGAUCGCCUAAGACAGGAAUACCUUAAUAAUCCAAAAUUUCAGGCAGAAAUUGAUAAAUUUGUUGCCGGGUCAACAGAUUUACACGUGCUGAAGAAAACGGCGGAAGAUCCGUUCAAUUCACCUUUACCUUUAAAGCAUUUUGCAAGACGUGAUGCGCCACAGAAUCAGGAUACCCCGAUUAGAAAAUUGAGGUUUGAGCCUUCACAGAUGCUGUCUAAAGAAUGUCAAGCUGCACUAAAAAAAGAUUUAGUGUUAAAAACCAUUCUGAAUUCCGAGCCAUUAAAGUCAACUUUGCACGCGCCGAUUUUUGGCGGAACUCUGAUUAUCACUAAAAAUCCUUUGUUUCCGGAUUUUAUUAGCAGCCCAUUUUUAUCGCCAACUUCAAAGGCUCGCUUAGAAACAAUGAAGAUCAACACACAAACUAUUCAGAGUGCUGUUUUAAACGGUCCGUUCUACGAUGAAUUACUAUCUCAUUUAAACAGAUGCGGUAUAAACUACGCUCAAGAUGCCUUCCUUCAACCAAUUGAUGAUUUUAGAGAUGAGUUUCUCAGCUACGAUAGUGAUAAUGACUUUCAGAAGGAAAUAAUUGAUUUUAUCAAAAAUUCUGAUCUCUCAUCUUUCGGGUUCACUCCAGCGGAGGUUCCAGAAAUAGUUGAAAUAAGAAAAAAUGCGCAAAACUCAAAUCGUUUGCUUGCUGAGAUACUGUCUAUUCCUAUCGUUCAAGAUGUUUUAAAUAGUGGACCUCAGCCGGGUAAAGUACUGCAGUUGAAUAAUCUUCCAAUGAAAAACGAUUUUCAAAAUUCGAAACUACCUGAAGCUAUCAAGGAUAAGUUAAACAAAAUGAAGAUUGAUCACCAAGCAGUUGAAAGUGCAGUGGUCUGUGGAUCGAUUUAUGACAAACUAUUCGAUAGACUCAAAAGGAAUGAUAUUAACUAUGCCACCGACUCGAUUCUAAGCCCAAUUGAGCAAUUUCGAAAUGAAUAUCUUCUUGAUGAUAACUUUCGUAAGGAAGUGACACGUUACAUUGCACAUCCCGAAACGUCUCUUUUCGAUUCAACUACAACUAUCCAAGGAUUACAGCAAAAUGAUGAUAGCUUUGCCAAACAAUUAUCUGGUAUGCACAUUUCUCACAGCGAGGACUCUGGCUUUGGAUCUAUUCCGCCUACUCCAAACUAUUCCACAUACCCAGGGGUCUUUAGUUCACCGAAUGUCAAUGAUUUAAAUGCACGGGAAGGAGCUUUCGCUUCUAUCCCAGCCAUCGAGGAUAUGAAUAUGUACCCAGAGAUUCGUCAAAGUCGAAUGACGCCUCCGACAAUCGCUGCUAUCAACCCUUUUAUUCCAUCUUCAAAUGAAAAACUUGAUCAGUUGCCGUUGUCUCCACCUGACGAAAUGGCUUGCAUUGGAUGUAAACAAAAUAUCAUAUUGGGAGAAGUGGCAGUGAAAGCAGAACGCGCAGGUGGUAGUGCUGCCUGGCAUCCUCAAUGCUUUAAGUGCCACAAAUGUGACGAACUGCUGGCCGAUUUAGUUUACUUCUAUCAUGGAGGCCAUGUGUACUGUGCUCGAGAUUUAGCCGAUAUAUUGAAGAUUCCUCGUUGCUCUGCUUGUGACGAGCUUAUUUUUACCAAAGAGUAUACCGCGGCUGAAGGGGCUACAUUCCACAUCAAACAUUUCUGCUGUUAUCAAUGCGAUGCUCCGUUGGCUGGUCAGCAGUAUGUACCAGAUGAAAAAUCAAACAUGCCUCUCUGCCUAAACUGUUAUGAUACGUACUUUGCUAAAUCAUGCCACAAUUGUCGUGGAAUUAUCGGACCAGCUGAGCAAGGAGUCGCUUGGGGUAACAUUCACUGGCAUGGAGGGUGUUUUCUGUGCAGCGGAAAAGAUUGCGGUAAAUCACUCAUCGGUGGGCGAUUUUGUGUGAAAAAUGAAAUGCCUUUCUGUAGUUCCCAGUGUUUGAAAAGUAAGACGACUUAAGCAGUAUUUACACGAUAUAUAUUAGAGAAACUACAAUGCGAAAAUGGCCAAAGUAACUCAGUAACGGAGGUUUCAUUGAUGCUUUUAGGUUUUACGAGUCCAUCAUCUCACUAUAGUUUCUCUAAUAUACCUAUAUCUAGGAGCACAAUGUGCUUUAAAGCAAGACCUUUUAUAACUGAAGUAUUCAGAGACUAGAUCAGCAUUUUCUAUAAUAUUUACAAAACCUUUGCGUGCUAGAAUUACGUGCCACAUACAAAAACGU
Messenger RNA from Sabethes cyaneus, 3273 nucleotides. RefSeq lists its product as uncharacterized. NCBI's taxonomy places the organism in Eukaryota, Metazoa, Arthropoda, Insecta, Diptera, Culicidae. The coding region runs from base 114 to 3011 and encodes 965 amino acids. The transcript is spliced from 3 exons. Gene Ontology annotation, molecular function: zinc ion binding. The record is from RefSeq and is a predicted model, not a curated record.